Molecule: messenger RNA, 5606 nt
Organism: Danio rerio (zebrafish)
Lineage: Eukaryota; Metazoa; Chordata; Actinopteri; Cypriniformes; Danionidae
Source: RefSeq, a predicted model, not a curated record
CUCCGAAUACAUUUUCAUGCGGUCUAAUUGGUUCAAGCCAGUACCUAUUAAUACUUUUUAGUCGAAAAUAACCCAGUAACACCAAGCCAUUCUGGUCACUCCAUCCUUCCUAAUGCAUCCAUUAUAAUUUCGUGACAUUCCUCCUGAAAUCUCGACCAUACCUACUAAGUCGGCCUUAAUUGUUUAACAGCCCUUUCCCAAGUUUGUUGGCUCCUGCAUUAAUAGGCACGGUGAAGUGAACCCUCAUCGAAGCUUUUCACAGCCAGCGAAAGGUCGAUGCGCUGAAAGACGAGGCAUUUUUGAUGGAUUGUUUUUAAAUAGCGCAGUGGGCCGCAGCAUUAGGGUUGGUAUUGUCAGGAUGUUGCGCUGGCCUGUUUUUUCGCCCCCCUCUUGUCUCUUUUGCAGUACAGCUGCUCUCUCUAUAUCACUCUGCCGUCCUGAUCCAGAGGGGGACGUUUUCCUUGUCCCGGGGAACACGAACUAGGGCUGAUGGGAGUCCCGGAAGCCAUUCUGGGUCUACAGAGCUUUGGGCUUUUCUGGGAUAAAACUGCUGUGUGGUGAAAUAUGCCUUUGGAAAGUACCUCAGGGGAAAAGCUUGAUAAUUCGUCUGCUCCUCUGGGUGGUGCUCAUGGUGGAGUGGGCCAGAAUCUGCUGUUGAGUCCUGCCAGUCUCCAGCUGGCUCAGCUUCAGGCCCAGCUCACACUGCACCGCCUCAAACUUGCCCAGACCACCAACACUGCCGCCGCAGCCACUGUCCUCAAUCAGGUCCUCUCCAAUGUGGCAAUGUCCCAGCCUCUCUUCAACCACCUUCGGGGUUCAAGCAUGGGUCAGUCCCAUGGCGGAGCCUUUCCACCUCCACCUAUAGCCUUCCCACCUCCGAAUGCUGCUCUGGGACAAAUGGUUGGUGGUGGCUUUACGCCAAAUCCCACUGGGAUCAGGCCCAGCACCUUCAGCGGAGUGUCCAUCCAGAAAUCUUGUCAACACAAUGACUUCAGCAAGAAAUCUGGAACAUACCCAGCAGAUAUGGACCGUCGCUUGCAGUUUGGAUAUCUGGGAGGAUCUUCUAAUAAAGUAUGUGAUGGGGGACAGUAUGGCGGAGCCAACACACAACCCAGAAACAAUGUCCAGCCUAAUUUCCAGAGAGACUUCUAUUCUUCUGAAAGCCCAGUACAACAAACUGGUUUCAAAGGAGGAAGCAAUGAUCAGAGUCUGGGAUCUCUUUCCUCGUCUGGCUCCAAAGAUCAAUGGAAAGGUCCGAUGAACUUGGUAAAGAUGGAUAUAGGAGCAGUUUCUGGGGGUUGGGUUCCACCUGGACCAGGAUUUGUUGGUCCGAGAGCAGAAUUGUAUAACCCAGAGGAACCCACAGCAGAUCCUAAGUUCAACUCGACUUGUGGGCCAGGGAUUGGCCCACCCAUUGGGCAACAAGGGGGAUUUCAAUCACAGCCACAGGUUGCCCAAGUGGAGGAAGAGAGGACUUUGUCAUUACAGCCCCACCAGUUUAAUGACUAUCACGGGACAACACCUUCACAUCUACCCCAUCAGUGCACCAUUUGUGAGAAGAAGGUUUACAACUUGAAGGACUGGGACCAGCAUGUGAAGGGCAAGUUACAUCUGCAAAACUGUUCGCUCUACAACGAAAGCCCGACGCUCACGGCAGUGCACUUUCCAGUGUCGUCUGAAGGAUGUCUCAACAUGGCGUUGAGUAACACCAUGGCGUACACAUCGGCUGCCAGUCAAGACAAUUCAACUGGAAGCACUUCCUAUUUACCCGCCACGGCCAUGAAGUCAUUUCCUCUCUCAGGGGCUGGAUUUCCUGUUCACCAAUCAGGAGCAAAGUUUGUUCAGCGGAAAGCAUGUCCAGGCCGCGUGGUGCAUAUCUGUAACCUGCCGGAGGGAAGCUGCACCGAGAAUGAUGUCAUCAACCUGGGUCUUCCGUUCGGCAAAGUGACCAAUUACAUCCUCAUGCGCUCUACACACCAGGCUUUUCUAGAGAUGGCGUAUGUGGAAGCGGCUCAGGCUAUGGUUCAGUAUUAUCAGCUCCAGCCAGCCACUAUUAACGGACAGAAACUGCUGAUCCGCAUGUCGAAGAGAUACAAAGAGCUGCAGCUGAAGAAACCAGGAAAAGACGUCGAUUCAAUAAUCCAAGACAUCAAUUCACAGAGAGAGAGAGACGAGAUGCAGGAGACUGACAGGUAUCUGCCAGAGCGUGCUCGAUCCCGCAGUCCCAUCAGUCGAUCUCUGAGUCCUCGUUCGCACAGUCCCAGUUUCACCUCCUGCAGCUCUGCCCACAGUCCACCGGGACCAUCCUGUCGGCCCGACUGGAGUAACGGCAUGGGCCCCCGGCGGCCCUCCUGGGACUGGACAUCCCAUUCAAGAGGGGACGAUGACCCUAGAGACGACUGGAGGAACGAAGAGGAUGAUCGACCAAAUGGAUGGCUGUCAGAGCGCAGGAAACCAUACCUUAAACCCGGCGAGCGCAUCAGUCCUCGAAUGGGUCCCGGGGACGAGCGGGGCAGAGACUGGUACUCUUACCACUCCGUAGAUGACUUUUACAAGAAGGACUCGCUGUAUAAGAGCGAUAAACUGAGGACGCAGCAUCAGAGACAUGAAGGGAAGACCAAGAGAAGGGAAGAUUAUCAUAGAUCUCGACACUCUGAGUCAGACCUGACGGAUGAUAUGAGCUGCAGUCGGACACUUGAGGACAGAGGACGCAGCAAGAGGACGAGCCGGAGACCCGAGAAGGAGACGGAAAAUCAGAAAGAAGAACAUAAAGCCAAAGAAAUAUCGGAAUCUCCUCCUAACAGCAAACCUGCUGAGUCCUCAAAGUGUGACAAACUUGGUGACUCUGAGGCGCAGGACAGUGGAGACGAUGGAGAGGAGGAGGAGAGCUGGUAUCCUAAAAGCAUGGAGGAACUGGUGACUGUGGAUGAAGUAGGAGGAGAAGACGACUCAAUAGUUGAACCUGAUCUACCUGAUCUUCUAGAGGACCACCAGAGAGUCGAGUCUGUUCUGUCAACAGCAGAGAGCCCUAAAACCACUGCAAAAUCCCCAACCGAAGCAGCAGAAGAGCCCGUGGUCGACCCCCCUGACCCUCCAGCACUGGAUCUGAGCCUUGAAGAAACCUCUGGAUGUCCUCAGUCCAGCCCUGGAGAACCAGCAAUCAUCCCAGAGCAGAUGGUCUCUCAGCUCAACCGCUUCCCAUCCCAAGAGUUCAGGAGCGCUUUGGAGGAGACCUGCACAGACGGCAGAACACACAUCCACACACACACCCCAGACGAUCCCCCAGAAAAUAGAGUUGCAGGGGAGAAGAUGACAGACUCCAGUAAUGAUGAGGGGAAGACGGCGGAGAUGGACAACAAGGAAGCAUCUCUCAAACUGGACAGUCAGAAGAAAGAUAUUCCUGACCCAUUAUUGGCCGCUUCACCUCAGGCAUCAGACAUCUCGGCUGCGUCGCCCUCUCAGGAGCAGGAGAAGGCCAUCAGUGAACACAGCAUACCAUUAGGUGUGGAGUUCAUCGUGCCGAGGACGGGGUUUUAUUGUAACCUUUGUGGCUUGUUUUACACCAGCGAACAAACUGCCAAGACGUCGCACUGCCGGAGUACAAUUCACUACAGGAACCUACAGAAGUAUCUGUCACAGCUGGCGGAAGAAAGUUUCUUGAACUUCCACGCGGAGUCGCCAAACACUGAAUAAAGCUCACGUGAGACACACAAUAGGACUGCUGGACGCACUAAAUGAGACACAUCCAUUCAGUGAAACAGAGACGCUGCAGAAAAUAAAGAAGGUAGACAAAGACAACUGGAGCUAAUGGAACAUUUGUGUGCUGGAAUGUGUUCAUUCAACAGUGUAAAUUACAAAAAAAGGGAAAGUGAAGUGUUAAAUAGUUUUUUUCUAUACAAUGUAAGUGAAUGGGGAUUGUGGCUCAAAUUUAAGAAGAGUGCAAUGAAAAAUAAGUGCAGAUAUUAGUGGCUAAUUCAUUUGGAUUUGUACAGUGUUUCAAAUAUUGUGCUGCCUUAAGUUUUUUUGUUGAAUCAAGUUAAGUUUGAACUUAUAUCAGUCAAACUGACUAAAAUAUUAAGUUAAACUUUGUAUGAAUAAAACAAAAACUUAUUUGCUUAUUUAAAAAAAAAGUCCAAGUAACUUUUUUUUGUCAUAUACUGUCAUUUUUUGCAUUGUAUGUCUCAUUUAUAUGUUUUGUUAUGAUCUUCUUGCACCCUGUUAUACACUGGAAAAAUGCUGGGUUUCACACAAUUCCUUUAUGUUGUCCCAACACAAAUCAAUUAAGUUAAAUUAAUAAUUUGUAUAAAUUUAAGUGGAUUGAACAUAACACAAGUAAGUUGUCCCUAAAAUCUUUAAGAAUUGUGUUGUUUCAACUCAUUUUUAUUAACUAAGUAGUUUAAACAAGCAGCAAAAGUCAAUGCAUUAAUGGAGAGGCUUUGGUAAAGAUGUUUAAAGUAUUCUUAAUAUCUAUUUUUUAUUUUUUAAUGUUUCACGUUUUACACAUUGUAUUCAUUCACGUUAGCCUGGGGUGAGGAACAAACUGAAAAUAAUAAUAAUAAAUAGUAAUAGAAAUAAAAUAAAUGAAAACUAUAAGAAAAUAUUUUUUUUUACUCAAAAAAAAAAACUAAACUAAAUUUUAGCUGGUUGCAAAGGCAACAUUUCUAAUUUUUGUGUACUUUAAGUUUAAGUACUAAAAUAACUAAAACUAAUAAAUAAAAUGUUUAUAAAUAUAAUCAUAUAUCUUAUAUAUAAAUAAGCCCCAUCCCCCAUUCAUUCUAAUUGUAUGGAAAAGAGCAGCAGUGCAGGAAAAUUUAACAAAAUAUCUUAAAUUGUCUUUCAUGGUAAGUCAUAUAGAUUUGGAACAAAAUUAAGUAGACUGUACUUUUAAGGACACAUUAAGGUCCUUAUACGGAAUACAAAAGACUGUGUGUGUGUGUGUCCUCAGUAGUCCCGCGAGGUAUUUUAUUACACUGUGAAAAAUAUGUAUCAAAAUGUGAAAUGCACUGGUAAGUGUAGUGUUUACAUAAUUUGCAUCUGCCUCAUUCAUUCAUACAAAACAUGAACCUUGCAUAUGUAGAGAUUUUUCUCAGUGAAAGGCAAAUAUGAAUAUGCCUAAUUUCUAUUUAAAUUUAAAGAGGCCUAAAUUUAUCCUCAGGUGAAUACUUGUGAAUAUUAUUUUUAUGCUUUUUAAGCUAUAUAUACAUUUGUCUGUAUUGAUUUUUCUGAUAAUUUUGACAGUGUUCAGGUCAUGUUUCAUGCUCGAAAUAUUCACAAGUGCCUUAUGAGUACAUUCAAAAUCAUUUAAAAACUGUUAAACACGAUGGAAAGCUUCUGUCUGUCAUAAUCCUAUGCUUUUGCUCAAUCAUUACUGUAAGCAGAGAUUUUAGGGAUACUUGAACUGGACCAUGUUUCUAAUAUAACAUUUGUUUUUAAAAAAGCUAGGUGUGCUACAAUGCUAGUAAAUUGCUGGAAUGAUUCUUGAAAACAUUUUCUCCUGCUGUUUUAUAUUCUGUUAAUAAUAGCAUCCUAUUUUCUGGAAGACAAAUCUGUAUGAUUAUUUUUGGAUUGCGUCGAUGCAAAUAUUGAAUAAACAUUUUGGAAAAUGA